Toxotes jaculatrix (banded archerfish) is the source of this 5814-nucleotide messenger RNA. It is a transcript of the gene slc9a5, whose product is annotated as solute carrier family 9 member A5. Gene Ontology annotation, molecular function: sodium:proton antiporter activity. The record is from RefSeq and is a predicted model, not a curated record. Bases 1 to 2934 code for a protein of 977 amino acids. Gene Ontology annotation, biological process: proton transmembrane transport; regulation of pH; sodium ion transport. Lineage: Eukaryota; Metazoa; Chordata; Actinopteri; Toxotidae. The transcript is spliced from 16 exons. Gene Ontology annotation, cellular component: membrane.
AUGCUGCCGCUCGGUCUGAUGCUGCUGCUGCUGACGGCCGCCGCCGCCGACCUGCCCGGGACGGGCGCUCCGCCGCUCCGGGGGCCGGGGCUCGGCUUCUCUCCGCCGGUCCCCGCCUCUCCCUCCGCCCCGCCGCUCCUCCUCCUCCUCCCGCAGCCCGGAGCGGAAUACGCGGCGCCCGGGGUAGCCUCAGCCCGGUCCGCGGCGGAGGAACCGGGCGGCCCCGGCGAGGAGGAAACCGGGGGGGAGGACCAUCAUCACGGCGGCGGGUACCGAGUGGUCCAGUGGGAGUGGAGCUACGUCCAGACUCCGUACAUCAUCGCCAUAUGGCUCCUGGUGGCGAGCGUGGCCAAGAUCCUUUUCCACUUCUCCCAGCGCUUCACCACCGUGGUCCCAGAGAGCUGCAUGCUGAUCCUGCUGGGCCUGGUCCUGGGCGGGGUCGUUCUCAUAGCCAGUAAAAAGCAGCUGUAUCAGCUGGAGCCCGCCCUCUUCUUCCUCUUCCUGCUGCCCACGAUUGUGGGCGACGCCGGGUACUUCAUGCCAGCCCGCCUCUUCUUUGACAACCUGGGAGCCAUCCUGACGUACGCUGUGGUGGGAACGCUGUGGAACGCCUUCUGCACGGGCUUCUGCCUGUACGCCGCCAAACUUCUGGGGAUCAUAGAUGAGCGCGUGCAGGCAGAGCUGAUGGACUUCCUGUUGUUUGGAGCGUUGAUCUCGGCCGUGGACCCGGUGGCGGUGCUCGCUGUGUUUGAGGAGGUUCAUGUGAACGACAUGCUCUUCAUCAUCGUGUUCGGAGAGUCACUGCUCAACGACGCCGUCACUGUGGUUUUAUAUAAAGUCUACAUUUCCUUUGUGGAGGUGGGAGCGGAGAACGUUCAGACGGCAGAUUACUUCAAAGGAGUCGCCUCCUUCCUCAUCGUCAGCAUCGGGGGGACUCUGGUGGGUCUGGUCUUCGCCGUCAUCCUGGGCUUCAUCACCCGCUUCACCAAGAAGGUCCGGAUCAUCGAGCCGCUCUUCGUCUUCCUGCUGGUUUACCUGGCGUACCUGACCGCCGAGCUCUUCUCCCUGUCCGCCAUUCUGUCUAUGACCUUCUGUGGCAUCGGAGCCAAUAAAUACGUGGAGGCCAACAUUUCCCAGAAGUCUCGGACCACGGUUAAGUACACAAUGAAGACUCUGGCCAGCAUCGCAGAGACCAUCAUCUUCAUCUUCUUGGGGAUCUCAGCUGUGGACAAGUCCAAGUGGGCGUGGGACACCGGCCUGGUGUCCUGCACCCUCAUCUUCAUCUUCGUCUUCAGAGCUGUGGGUGUGAUUGGCCAAACCUGGGUUCUAAACCGCUUCCGGCUUGUCCCAUUGGACAAGAUUGACCAGGUGGUGAUGUCGUACGGUGGCCUGCGGGGGGCGGUGGCUUUCGCUCUGGUGGUGCUGCUGGACAGCGAGCACGUCAAAGCCAAAGACUACUUCGUCGCCACAACAAUUGUGGUGGUCUUCUUCACGGUCAUGUUCCAGGGUCUGACCAUCAAGCCUCUGGUAAAGUGGCUCAAAGUUCCUCGUUCCACCAGCAGGAAGCCGACCAUCAACGAGGAGAUCCACGAGAGGGCCUUUGACCACAUCCUGACUGCAGUGGAGGACAUCGCAGGCUUGCAAGGAUACCACCACUGGAGAGACAAGUGGGAGCAGUUUGACAAGAACUACCUGAGUAAGCUGCUGCUGAGGAAGUCUGUGUACAGGAAGAGUGAACUGUGGGAGGCGUAUCAGAAGAUCAACAUCAGAGACGCCAUCAGCGUCAUCGACCAGGGUGGGAACGUCCUGACCUCAGCCAGACUGUCUCUGCCCUCGAUGACCAGCAGAGCCUCGUUCCCUGAAGUCACCAAUGUCACCAACUACCUGCGUGAGAACGGCAGCGGUGUGUGUCUGGACCUCCAGGUGAUUGACAACGUGCCUGGAGCCAAAGUGGAGGAGGACACGGAGACACACCAUGUCCUUGCAGAAAACCUGUACAAACCCAGAAGACGGUAUCAGUCCCACUACAGCCGACACUUCAUGCCUCUGGGGGAGAAGGAGCGUCAGGACCGGGAGGUGUUUCAGAGGAACAUGAGGAGCCGCAUGGAGACGUUCAAAUCCACCAGAUACAAACGACAUAAGAAGGAGCGAAGCCUGAAGAAGCGUCGAGGAUCCGACGCCAAGGAGGACGGCAGCGACAAACCCAGACGCAAUGUCAGCUGGCAGGACAAAGAUCCCGUGGUUGUUCCCGUGGAGUCGGAGGAGGACAAAGCCGAACACUCAGACCCAGAGAAGGACGAGGAUGUUGGGAUCACCUUCGUAGCUCGCAAGGCGGAGACGCCCAAAGAACGACCCAGAUCAGUCCCAGCAGCUCUGGACGGGUGUCAGAGUCCGACCCCCUCACCCACCAGUGGAGACAGCCACUUACCGUGGAAGGGCAGCGUGGGCUCACCUCCCCCCUGUGUGUCUGUGGAGGCCACUAAGAUCAUCCCGGUGGACCUCCAGCAGGCCUGGAACCAGAGCAUCUCCUCCCUGGAGAGCAUCUCCUCUCCACCCGCCCCUGCAGAGCCCGUCCAUCCCCGAGUGAGCGCCCUCUCCAGACUGGGAGGACCCCGCCCAGCCUCCUACACCCCACCGGGCAGCGUGGGGGGCAGCACCUCCUCCAUCGGAGCCCAGGUGUCACAGGGCUCCUUCUGCUUUCCAGAGAAGAAGAAGGAGGAGGAAGACGAGGAGGAGGGCGGAGCGUUGCAGGAGAUGCAGCCACUCAUGUCGUCUCUGAGGCCCCCCGGCUCUCUGCCGCCCCCACCACCUCCACCGGGCUCCGCCCCUGGCUCGGGGAGGAGGAGGAACCCCUGCGUCUACCUGAGGAGCCUGGUGACGGCACCCCACCCUGGCAGCAGUGAGCCGCACAGCCGAGGCCCCACCCAGCUGUAACAACAGAUCCCAGAUCAGUAAACACACCUGCAGAACAGAGCGGGAACUGUACUCCACCAAUCAGCAGCUUCAGGACACCUUCACUGCAACACACACGCACACGUCAGACAACCACCUACCUGUUAGGCCGGCCAAUAGGAAACCAGCUCAGUAUGUCUGUUCUCACCUGAGAGCCUCUCUGUCUGAUGAUCAUCCGUCCUGCCGCGGCCUUCGUCGUCUCACGAGCCGUCGCCUUUGCUCUGUCCGCUCGACCUAAUCGCAGCUCAGAGUGAGACAUCCGAGCCGGACCGGACCGGACCAGCCUGGGGGGCUGACUUCACCACCCUAACCUCCUGAUGCUGAGCACAUCACCGGCUCCUGCCGCUUCCAGAGGGUCUUCAGAUGAAAGGUACGGACAGCUGCUCGGUGAUGGAGGUGACAGGUUCACACCAAACCACAAACCAGCGAGAACCAGUUAGAAAUCACAGCUGCAUCGUGCACACUCUGCUUCCUGUCAGUCACCUGACUCACACAAAACGAAACGCAUCCACGUCUCUGUCAGUCUGUUCGUCAGGUCCACGCUUCGUUUAGAGUAACUGACCCUGAAUCUAACGUUCAGACUCAAACCCACAGAGAGUCAGUCUCAGUCUGUGGCUCAGAGCUGUGACCUCUGACCUCUGAGCCCAGCGGUUCCUGCUGAACACGUCAGUCUUUAAAACAAACUCACAGAUAUUCAGUUUCCUGUGAAAAGGCUCAGCAGCGGAUUAAUCCACGUGUGGUGCUGUAUUUAUGGCGGUGUGUGUGUGUGUGUGUGACAGCAGACGUGUUAGCAGACACUCAGUGAUGGUUUGAGUCUGAACGUGAGAUUUAACGAGCAGAAGAAGAAUCAGAUGAUCAGAUGAAUAUUUUAAUAUUAAUAUUCCUGGUUGUGUCCUGAUGCUCCCUCUGAUCAAACUCAGUGUCUGUAACUGCUCAUGGACAGAAUCACCUCAACGUGUCGCUGCUGCUCUUCUUUAGGUCUCUAUAGGAAAACCAGCGUAGUAUUGAUCAAAUCUACAAAUAAUAAUAUGUAAUCAAUCAGACCGUGUGAUGUUAAUGCUGGUGCUGGGGGUGGACACUGACUGAGGGAUUCUGUUAAAGGAGAAUUCUGUGUUUUUACAACUUUGGUCUAAACUGUGAACAUUGUACUCACACACCUGGUGAGUUCAUUUCCAUCACAGCUGAUCAGAACGAAGGACAACAGACCCAUGUUGUAAUAAAGUGGAAUUGUCCUUUAACAGCGGCGUGAGCGCCUGAUGGUGAGUGGCUCAGCACAGCUUCGCCUGCGGUCUGACUCAGCUGAUAGAAGCUUUUUAAAGCCUUAUUGCUCUGUUUUUAUUGACAAACAGGUGUAAACAUGCAUCCACACAACUAACGUGUAUUUAUUCUGUCACAGCUGCUCAUAGAAAAUCUAAACAUGUAUUUUGUAAAGCUGCAAAUAUAUCAAAUCUACAGAGUAGUUUAUUUUGAAAGACCAAAGUGUGUAAAAAGAGCUUAACGAACAUUUAUAGUGUGUGUCUAUAACUGCCUUACUCUGUUGUGUCUGUGUAGCUGUGCGUUGUGUUUUGUGUGUGUGUGUGUGUGUGUAGGUGAAGACCAAUCAUCAGGCCGUCCACAGGUUUAUUAUUCCACCAGCAGGUUGUGUACACGCUGACAGUGAAGAUGUUUGUGUGACGGUUUUUUCACGUUUCAGUCUGUUGUGUCUCGUUUUGCCAAAGAGUUUGUUUGCCUUAACGUCAGAGCUGCUGUCGCACACUCCGCUUCAGAGUCCUGACCUGCAGCAGGACACAGAGCGCACACAGCACAGCCAAGGCCAACACAACAGUCUUCAGACAACUCAACAUGUCAGUCUGUCAUAAACACAACGACAACACCUGUCCUGAAGGGGGCAGUAUACAGCUAAUCAGAGCCUUUCUAUGACCACAGUCUGACUGUCACAAACACCCCUCUGGGUAACACACAGGCUGGUUCAUGCUACAGCGCCCCCUGGCUGCUCGGCGGUGACGUGCUUCUGCUGUUCCCAGUAAUUAGUGUGAGUUAAACACUCACUGACAUCAAAGUAAAAAUCCUGUACAUGGAUUUGACACUUUUCUCUAUACAUUUUGGUUUGAUUACCUCCAGGACAAAUUUUGACAUGUCCCAUCUGUCUCAUUCAUAUUCAUUCAAACCUUCCUGUCUUACCUGAGACUUGGAUGUGGACUUGAUUGAAAACUGAUUUACAAAAAGUUCCAUGUGAUGUGAACAAAGAACACAAAGAAACACCAACCAGCCAACGUUCCCAGUGUGAACCAGUGAAUCUGUUGAAUGAGCUCAUUAAACAGGUGAAUACUACAGAUACUGUCUGGGUUUGCAGCAGUGGGGGACUGACCCCUGACCCCUGACCCCUGCAGGUCUCUGUGGUUCCUCCUGUGUUUAUGAUGCAGUACAUGUUAAGCUGCUGCAGCAGGCUGCCUGUGACCUGUGAUGUGCCCUGUCCUUCUUGCUGCCUCAUUGGACCACAGUGACUGUAAUAACACACCAACAUGCUGCUGCUUGUAGAAAAGCCUUUAUGCUGUAAAGAUACUUGAACUGGAACUGACCCCAGACCAGUGGUGAGGUGGGCUCAGCGGUAUGGUUCCAGCACAGACGUGUCCGGCUGGUCGUCUGCAGCGUUUCAUUCAGCGGUGAGCGUCACUGUUUUAAUUCUGCUGUAUGUGGACGCAGACGCAGGGACGUGCUGCGGAGCGUCGCGUCUCUUCCUGUCUCUGAGCUUUGUGUUUCAUCUGUGAUGCAGGUUGUUGUGUGGAAACUCAAAAUGAAAGCUACGUCUUUGUGCCAGAUGUUUGUUAGACUUGGCUCCUGAACUAAAAGUCAAUAAAUGUG